Molecule: messenger RNA, 2242 nt
Organism: Haliotis rubra (blacklip abalone)
Lineage: Eukaryota; Metazoa; Mollusca; Gastropoda; Lepetellida; Haliotidae
Product: protein phosphatase 1E-like
Exons: 7
Coding region: 54-1772 (572 amino acids)
Biological process (GO): negative regulation of protein kinase activity; protein dephosphorylation
Molecular function (GO): protein serine/threonine phosphatase activity; cation binding
Source: RefSeq, a predicted model, not a curated record
UGUGCACAUAUAAGCUUUUCUUCGAGUAUGGUGUGACAGUGCUUGUUUACGGGAUGGAGGGGUCCCAGCGAGCUGAACUGCUCUCCUCAUUCAGGAAGUUUCUGGAUAAAUUUUGUAAUGAAAUAGACACUUCUGUAACUGAUGAAGAUGACCCACCAAUAAGAUUGAUUUGGGAUUUUGUGUUGACAUCAGAAAUCGAAGGAGAAUGCUUGUACUGGGUGCAGCAGUACCUUGCUCAGUUCGAGUGUCCCAGUGUUCUUUCAUGUCAUAUUGCGAGAGCCACGUACCUUCGCAUAACGAAGCUCGAUGUACGACCCUUCUACGUAGAAAUAGAUGACGACGAUGACGACGACGAUGACGACGACGAAGAUGAUGACGAGGAGGAAGUCAACAUCACUGAAAAUAAUGGUAGCGGAACAUCGCAAAACUCCGAGACCCUUGUACCUCAUAUAGAUUCUCGUCGCCUGUUGAAAGAAGUGAUCAGGAUUGUCCAUGAUAUUUGUAGAGUAUGGCAGCAGUCGUUCCCUGCACUACUUUUACCUCAGCACUCACUACAAGUGUGUUCCUACGCUAUCAAAAAUACUCGCCGCAAAAUGGAGGACAAACAUGUGAUCAUGCCAGAUCUCAAUGCACUCUUUAACCUCAAGGAUGGUCCUAGUCAGUCGUACUACGCAGUGUUUGACGGCCACGGAGGUGUGGAAGCAGCUACGUACACAGCCAGCCAUCUUCACUGCAACUUCAUCCAUGAUAAGGAAUUCAACAGCGAUGUUGCCAAAGCUAUCAAAAACUCCUACAAAUUAACAGACGAUUGGUUCUUGGAAAGAGCUAAAAGAGAUAAACUACGGAGCGGUACAACAUGUGUAACAGCUCUGUUACAAGACUCACGCAUCCACAUAUCAUGGCUGGGGGACUCACAGGCUGUGCUGGUGCGGAACGGCGGUGCUGUCACUCUCAUGAACCCUCACAAGCCCGAGAGCCCGGAUGAGAAAGAGAGAAUUGAAAAGCUUGGAGGAGUUGUGUUGCAUUAUGGGACCUGGCGGGUAAAUGGCAACAUUGCGGUGUCCAGGGCGAUAGGUGACGUUAGUCAGAAACCGUACAUUAGCAGCGAUGCCGAAGUCUACAGCUUUGACCUUGACGGUAAAGAAGACUAUCUGGUGUUAGCAUGUGACGGAGCAUGGGAUGUUCUGACAUUCGAGGACUUGCCGGAGAUAGUGUACAAUCAUAUUCAGGAAAACCAUGGCGAUCGCAGCACAGUUGCACACAGACUUGUCAACUACGCCAGAGAUAAUGGGUCCAAUGACAAUAUUUCCGUUAUCGUUGUGUUUCUUCGAGAUCAGAUCUCGGCUCCCAAAACAAACAACGCAAGUAUUGAUCGUGUUAGAGCAAAUGGUUCUGAAGGGAAGAAGAGACAUGGAAGUGGAUCCGAUAAAUCGUCUCGUCACAGUAACGGGAAAGGAAACUUAGAACCCAGUUUGCGAAAUUCAAACAAACAAAGCAAGGAACGUAUCUCCAAAGAUAACGAAAGUCGUUUAACUCAGGAAUUUCAUCAUCAAGAAGAUCAUGUGAAAUUGCAUUUGAAACAAAACAUUUCCACGCCAGACAAGGGGAAGCAGGGAAACAAGUCUAGUCAGGACUGGUUCUGGAAGUCGGUGCAUUCUUUCUUGACUUUCUUAAAAUUGUCAAAUCGAAAUGUGUCUACAGAAUCCGAAGACAAGAAAAACAUGCCACAUGAUAGAAAAACAGAAAAAGAAACAGCUUUAAGAAGUUGUUGACUGUCCGUUUUAAUCCCCUAUUUAUUUAUCCAGAGUUCUUCGACAAGUUUAUAGUCUUGCUUAUUGAUAUUUCAAAGCAAAACAAGCCUCAAUAUGAAAUUAUGGGGUUGGGGGAACUGUGUUUCUAUUGACCAAUGAAGUCCUAGACUUUUCUGGGACCCUAUCUACCUCAAGGGAACCAAGAGAAAACCAAGGCAGCAAAAUGAAAGCAUCCACGAACAAAGGGAGAUCACUCCACACUAAGGGGCGAUAACUAACAAUUCUAGAACAAAGGGAAGUGGCUAUAGUGAGCGAGCCAGAUUAAUCAGGAAGGCAUUUCGCUUGAUUGUUUUCACAAAUGUGUGCAAGAGGGCAUUUUAUUAGAUAGUUAGAAAGCCUUGUGUAAGCUGACCUACAGUCAUGGGACAUAAGUAUCCGUCAGUUGGCAAAAUUCUCAUAGACUUGCAUGUUAUUUUAGUGUAGCUGUAAUA